Messenger RNA from Pararge aegeria (speckled wood butterfly), 911 nucleotides. It is a transcript of the gene mRpL40, whose product is annotated as 39S ribosomal protein L40, mitochondrial. Bases 140 to 757 code for a protein of 205 amino acids. The transcript is spliced from 5 exons. Gene Ontology annotation, cellular component: mitochondrial ribosome; mitochondrial large ribosomal subunit. The record is from RefSeq and is a predicted model, not a curated record. Lineage: Eukaryota; Metazoa; Arthropoda; Insecta; Lepidoptera; Nymphalidae.
ACAGCUGUCAUGUAAUAUGGGAAUUUGGGAAUUAGGGUUUUAAAUCAUCGGUGCAGGUUAUUAUCGAUAUUUCAACUAUUAGACCCAGUAGGGUCUAAAAGUUAUUUUGCUUACUACCGUAUUAAACAAUAAAAGUAUAAUGUUUCACUCACAAAUUCUAAAACAACUUUCAAGAUUGACGAUAGCUUCAGCUUCGAAACUACCAUUCAACACAAGACAUAUUAGUAGUUCCGCUGUUGUACAGUUUAAGAUCACAGAUCAAUUAUGUGCGGAGCCACUGAAAAAGAAGAAAAAAGUGGAUCCAGCAAUCAUCAAGGCUAGGGAGGACCGGAGACGGAAGAAACUGGAAAAGCAAAUUCGUAAACUGCAAAAAAAUGCUAGACAGUUAAAGCCUAUUGAGGAAGUUGAACCACCAUUGCACCUUAUGGAUCAAAUGGGAAAAAGGAAAAGACCUUCGGUGGUACUAUCAGCAGAAAUAUCAGAGACCCGAGCAUUGCUUGUAAAGGAAUGGACUCGGUACAAAAAACAGGAGUACAUGGCAAAUGUAGCUCAGAUAGACAGAAUCAUGGCAGCACAGAAAAGAGCACUAGAUAUGUUGUAUGAAGAGUCGGAGGAAUUGUAUAAUGAAGCUAUUAUGCCUGAUGUUCAACUGAUCCCGUGUUCCUUUACCGGGACAUAUGCCACACCACCAAUAAAGAACUAUGAAUCACCCGAUGGAGAAUAUAUAGACGUUUCGAAAAAAUGGGGACACAAGUAACUUUAAAUUAUAUUAGAUAACAAUUUGUUAUUGUUAGUAAGUAUUAAUAAAAAUAUUAUUGCAUAAGUUUAAUUUAAUUUAAUUCGUCACUAUUUUAUUUACCUGAAUAUGCUACAAGCUACGAAAUGAAUAAAAUAUCGUUUUUAUUUGAUUA